Apus apus (common swift) is the source of this 2429-nucleotide messenger RNA. RefSeq names its product uridine-cytidine kinase-like 1. Bases 1 to 1575 code for a protein of 524 amino acids. Gene Ontology annotation, molecular function: ATP binding; kinase activity. The transcript is spliced from 14 exons. The record is from RefSeq and is a predicted model, not a curated record. Gene Ontology annotation, cellular component: cytoplasm. NCBI's taxonomy places the organism in Eukaryota, Metazoa, Chordata, Aves, Apodiformes, Apodidae.
AUGGCGGCGGCGGGAGCGGAGGAGCGGUGGGGCGCGGCGGGUCCCGAGCGUGGCCCCGGCCCGCUGGGCUCGCUGCUGAGCCGGCUGCCGCUGGCCCCGGCCCCGCGGCGACGGACCGCCAGCCAGUGCAAACCGGAGCCGCCGCUGCUGCGGACCAGCAAACGGACCAUCUACACGGCCGGGCGGCCGCCCUGGUACAGCGAGACCGGAGCGCCUGUGGACGAGGCCUUCGUCAUCGGCCUGUGUGGUGGCAGCGCCUCGGGCAAGACGACAGUGGCAACACGGAUCAUUGAGGCGCUGGAUGUGCCCUGGGUGGUGCUGCUCUCCAUGGACUCCUUCUACAAGGUGCUGGACGAGGGGCAGCAGGCGCUGGCAGCCCGCAGUGACUACAACUUUGACCACCCUGAUGCCUUCGACUUCGAGCUGCUCGUCAGCGUCCUCCGCAAGCUGAAGAAGGGCAAGAGCGUGAAGGUGCCGGUGUACGACUUCACCACGCACAGCCGCCGCCGCGAGUGGAAAACAGUGUAUGGGGCCAACGUCAUUGUCUUUGAAGGGAUCCUGGCCUUUGCCAACAAGGAGCUGCUGAAGCUCCUGGACAUGAAAGUGUUUGUGGACACGGACUCUGACAUCAGGCUGGUGCGGCGGCUGCAACGUGACAUCAUGGAGCGCGGCCGUGACAUCGUGGGCGUCAUCAAGCAGUACAACAAGUUUGUGAAGCCGGCCUUCGAGCAGUACAUCGAGCCCACCGUGCAGGUGGCUGACAUCGUGGUGCCCAGGGGUGGGGAAAACUUUGUGGCCCUGGACCUCAUUGUGCAGCACGUGCACAGCCAGCUGGAGAAGCGCGAGAUCACUGUCAGGGCAGCCCUGGCCUCUGCCCACCAAGGGCAGCCACUGCCGAAGACGCUGAGCGUCCUGGAGAACACGCCGCAGGUGCGGGGCAUGCACACCAUCAUCAGGAACAAGGACACGACCAGGGACGAGUUUAUCUUCUACUCCAAGCGCCUGAUGAGGCUGUUGAUUGAACAUGCCCUUUCCUUCCUGCCACUGAAGUCUGUCACUGUGGAGACGCCCCAGGGGACCAUAUAUGAAGGGAAGCGGUUCCACAGGCAGAGGAUCACUGGCGUGUCCAUCCUGCGUGCAGGGGAGACAAUGGAGCAGGCCCUGACUGCGGUCUGCAAGGACAUCCGCCUGGGCAAGAUCCUGAUCCAGACCAACCACGACACAGGGGAGCCUGAGCUCCACUACCUGCGCCUGCCCAAGGAGAUCAGCGAGGACUAUGUCAUCCUGAUGGACAGCACUGUGUCCACUGGUGCUGCUGCCAUGAUGGCCGUGCGCGUCCUGCUGGACCACGAUGUCCAGGAGGACAGGAUCUUCCUGCUGUCACUGCUGAUGGCGGAGAUGGGGGUGCACUCGGUGGCCUAUGCCUUUCCCCGCGUCCGCAUCAUCACCACCGCUGUGGACAAGCGGAUCAACGAGGAGUUCCACAUCAUCCCAGGCAUCGGGAACUUUGGGGACAGAUACUUUGGCACUGAUGGCCCCUCUGCCUGGUGUGAGAGCGACGGCAUGGACUACUGAGCUGGCUGGCCACGGGACCACCAGCCAGGCUGGCUACAGGGCCAGGCCCCCUGCCUCUGCCCCCCGGAGGGGCUCCAAGCUGCCAGCCUGUGCCCACCCCUCCGCAGCACGGCUCCCUAGGAUGAGCUCCUGUCUGCCAGCCCCGCCCCCUCCAGCCCUGCGGGGCUGAUCCACUCCAAGAAGGAUGAGGGAGGGAUGGCAUCUCCUGCAGUCUGGGGGCAGAUGGUGUCCUCCUCCCCACCCUAGACCUGUCUCUGCACCUCCAGCACCUGGCCGUGCCUGCAGGGGGGAGUGGUGGUUCCCCUGCAGCACAUGUCCUGAGGGGCUGGUUGCCCUCUCCUCCGGGGUGGGGAUGGGGACAGGAUCCAGUCCCUUGGAGGCUCCCCCCGAGCCACAUCGGGGGGCAGGGCAGCUUUCCUUGCUGGAAUCUCUAUUUAUUGUAUUUAUUUUGAGCAGCGGCCCCCUCCCUGGGCUCUCCCGCAGGCCUGGGUGGCUACUGAAAACCAUCAGGGAUUGGGGCUCUGCUCAAGGAGCCACUGUGUCCCCACCAAUCCCACACUCCAUCCCCUCCCUGCGCGGGGGGCAGGGCUGCCAUCGUCCCUGAGUUUGAUAUUCAAACGCUCUUCGGGGGCUGCCACCGGGGACCCCACCCCCCCCGUCCUCCUUGGGGACCCCCCCUGUCCUCCCAGGGGACCCAACCCCCCGGCCCUACUGCUGCCCCCCUUGUUGCUCAGGUUCUUCUUUGAAGGGCAGCAGCGGCCGCGUCCCCUCAGAGGGCUCCAGAGAGGGGCCCGGGGGUCCCCCCUGCUGGCUCCCCGCUGCCCCGCCUGCCUUCGUUUUGUACCCCAAUAAAG